UUAGACAGACAGCUGUAUUAUGACGUUUUAUGAUUGACUUGGUUGUACUUUUUAAAUUUUAUUUUAUUUAUGGAAUUAUACUUUGUUAAUGCAAUAACAUUACAACACUAUGAAAAAUGAAACAGAUUUUAAAACAAAAUUUCGUUUACUAAAUUCACAAGAAAACAACGAAGAAAUCAUUUGGUCCUGUAGUGAUUCAAGCGACUAUGAUAACUCAAAUAUAAAUGAAAAAAAUAAAAGCUUUUCGAGAAAACAUGUUCAUGGGAAAAGAAAACGUAAGCCGAGUAAGAAGGUUCUCAAAAAUAUUUCUAAUUUGGAUAUUACUAUAAUAGAUGGUACUCAGGACCAAUCCAUAGAAAAUGGUUACAAAUCACCCAUUCUUGGCCCAAGUAAUUCACUCAAAAAAGACAUAGACCAGGAAAAAAAUAAAAUUCAAUCAUCGAACAUCAAUGAAAGACAACCUCCUUCUCCUAUACUUGGCUUUAAAAACAAAAAACCUGGUAAAACAAGAUGUAAGAGUCCAAUAUUGGUUCCAAAAAUAGUCAGUAGUCCAAAUGUUAGUAAAAAAUUGUUUAAAGAUGAAUAUGGAAAGAAUACCAAAAGGAGGUGUACAUCACCAAUUCUGAGAAGUGUUCCAAAUGACAAAAAAACAUGUUUAGAAGUGCGUGAUAAGCAAAACAUUUCAAUUAAGAGUGAACUUUUAGAUAAAGAAUCAUCAGAACAAAACAAUUCAACUGAUCUACUCUGUAAAACUAAGUGUGAUGAUGAUUUAUCACUAAAAAACUCAGAUUUAAUUGUUAAAGUUAGAAAUUAUUUCACGAGUAAUUUUAGUUCAGAUUCUUUAUCCCAACUUUCUAUCAGUGAUUAUGCAACACCAAAAAAUAGUUCAAAAACAAGUGACGAAGUUGAAAUCUCCGAAAUAUCCCAAAAAUCAGGGCCUAUCCCAAUAGAAGGUUCUACGUCUACUAAUACAAAUAUGGAAUCAGAGUCCAAAGACAAAAAUAAAAAAAGCAAAUAUAAAAAAGAUGGAUUGGCAUAUCGCUUGAAUGAUUUACUAAAAAAACAAAAUGCAAAAAUUUGUCUAUGGCAGCAUGAAAGGUUUUUGGCGGCAAAUUCAAAUUUUGUUAUUCCAAAAGGUGCCUUCAUAUUGUUAAGAGUAAAGAAUGUUCACAAUAAAUUUGGAAGUUAUUUAAUAAGCGCUAUAAAUGACAAAGAUGAGGAAUUUCUUAUAUUAAUCAAUUAUCUGUAUUGUAAAGAUAAAAUAGAAUCAAAUGUGAUAUUUAAACUGUAUGAACCAUAUAAAGUAUUACCAUACAAUGAUCUGUAUAAAUUAAUUGUAAAUGUGUGUAAAUAUGAAUGCCUAACUUUUACUCCUUAAAUAAAUGAAAUCAAUUG
Zerene cesonia (dogface butterfly) is the source of this 1395-nucleotide messenger RNA. RefSeq lists its product as uncharacterized. NCBI's taxonomy places the organism in Eukaryota, Metazoa, Arthropoda, Insecta, Lepidoptera, Pieridae. The transcript has a single exon. The record is from RefSeq and is a predicted model, not a curated record. The coding region runs from base 110 to 1378 and encodes 422 amino acids.